Acaulospora morrowiae is the source of this 176-nucleotide messenger RNA. The record is from the annotation of a GenBank genome assembly. Lineage: Eukaryota; Fungi; Glomeromycota; Glomeromycetes; Diversisporales; Acaulosporaceae.
AAGAAAAAUACAUUCCGUUAGGCAGUUGGGGUGGUAAAUUGGGUAGUAUGUAUUUGGAGAAUGUGAAAUGGGCCAUGAAGAACUUUGGAAAAAUUGUUAAUUCGCUCGGUUGGAGCGAGGAAAAAUAUGAACGACGCAUCAAUUCGGUUGUCCAUGAGAUCGAAUUAAAAGGAAAU